Pseudoliparis swirei is the source of this 1773-nucleotide messenger RNA. Its product is annotated as eukaryotic translation initiation factor 5A-1-like. Gene Ontology annotation, biological process: positive regulation of translational elongation; positive regulation of translational termination. Gene Ontology annotation, molecular function: ribosome binding; RNA binding; translation elongation factor activity. Bases 220 to 681 code for a protein of 153 amino acids. The record is from RefSeq and is a predicted model, not a curated record. NCBI's taxonomy places the organism in Eukaryota, Metazoa, Chordata, Actinopteri, Perciformes, Liparidae. The transcript is spliced from 5 exons.
UGUUUCCCGUUACAUUUUAAUCCAGCCAAUCUACAUUUAAAUAAAUCGGACCGUUAGCUUAUUCUGGAACCUACAAUAUGCAUUGCCGCCUCUAUUCUAACUAUAUCCUGCUCGUACCUGCCCCCUAUGCUCCCCUUGCGCCACAAAACCCCUGCGCAUGCUAAGUGACUCUCCCUUUUUUUGUAAGCUAGAUAAAAGGUUGGUGUAAAGCAGUCCAUCAUGGAGGAUGGGGAUUUUUCAACCGCUGAAUCUGGGGCCUCAGAUACAUUCCCACAGCAGUGUUCUGCUCUGAGGAAGAAUGGCUUUGUCAUGAUCAAGGGCAAUCCCUGUAAGAUCAUGGAAAUGAGUACGUCCAAGACUGGCAAGCAUGGACAUGCCAAGGUUCAUCUCGUAGGAAUUGACAUCUUUACUCAGAAGAAAUAUGAAGAUAUCUGCCCAUCUACCCAUAACAUGGACGUCCCACGUGUUACAAGGAAAGAGUACUCGUUUCUAGACAUUACAGAUGGUUACCUGUCCUUGAUGGAUGACGUUGGAACAACCAGAGAGGACCUUAAACUCCCAGAUUCUGAGAUCGGCAAAGAAAUCGAGAAGAAGUUUGCUAAUGAUGAGCAGUUCAUGGUCACCGUGUUGAAAGCUACAGGAACCGAAGCUGUUGUUGCCACCAAAAUCUGUAAUCAGUAAUUAGUAUUUGUCCAGGACAGCGCUGAGGACCUCGCACUCCUACUCUCCCAUGUGGCUUUGCAGCCUCACCAACGCGCCUGGCCGUCACCCCCACAUCUUCCCGUCGCUGGUCAAGUGAAGUCUGGAAACUGGACGGGGCCCGCUUCAAUCACGAAGUUAUCCACCUGCAGCCGUCACUGCUUAAUUUUGCAAAUUGCGACUGAUUUUAUUUCAGGAAUACCUAACAACAUUCCAGCAUUUCGUAACAUUCUUUUGAGUCUAGGUGACGUUUUUUCUGAAUGAAAUAUAGAGCGUUGGAGUCGGCUGUGAGCAUGUACCCUGAUGUUUUUUGUUUACAAUUGUGAGGCUGCGCCUUGGUUUCAACUUAAAUUCUACCCCCCAAACAGGAUUUUUACCUCGGCUGACUUCAUACCUCAAACGGGCUCCAGCUCUACAGCUCGAAGAACUUUAAAACAACUUCAUGGCCAGACAGCGCCUUUCUGCCUUUGACAAUUAAAAACAUAUGCAUGCAAACUUCUAAUUGACAAAUGACUUGUAUGCCCAUGCCCGAGCAGCUGUGAAUUUAUAUAAAAUUGAAUUUACUUUGCAUCACAAGUGUAGCAAGUAAUUCUGCUGUUUUUGCAACCAAACCGGGGGUGUCUGGCUGCGCCCAUUUUCUCAUUCAUGCUAUAAAACAUUUUUCUUUCACUUGAGGCCUUUUAUGUAUAGAAAAUAAUUUCGACAAGGACAAAAACACUGAACACUAACGAUUAGCAUCACUACACUGCUUCAGAGGGUUCUUGGCACACAAUUGUUUUCUGUUUUCUAAGAUCUAGUCAAAUCUAGAUCAUGGUUCUGCUGUGGGGGUUUCCAAGUCUGGUCAUGGGAGACUGGACUAUGAGUGUAACCAUAGAGCUAUCCUAUGGGCUGCGGUGGGGAACGUGGUUUUAGAAAAGUACAUUUGGGGUGGCGGGUCUGUUUGCUGUCUGGGUUGUGGCUCAAAAGUAAUUUUUUUUUUUUAAGAAAUGGAGAUGGGUACUUGCAAGAAAAUCAGAUUGUCCUUUGCAGUUUUCUCCCCUGCCUCCUACCAUUAAAAUGACAACUGUAAAUAUA